Nematolebias whitei (Rio pearlfish) is the source of this 1378-nucleotide messenger RNA. RefSeq lists its product as uncharacterized. The coding region runs from base 86 to 1066 and encodes 326 amino acids. Lineage: Eukaryota; Metazoa; Chordata; Actinopteri; Cyprinodontiformes; Rivulidae. The record is from RefSeq and is a predicted model, not a curated record. The transcript is spliced from 4 exons.
AAGAAUGUAGGAACCUUCGAAAGAAGGAUUAAGCCGUUUGUUCCUACCAAGGGUGCUUGGCUGGCAUAUAAUUUAGGAUAGAAUAAUGGAAACUGAACAGAAAGAUCACUCCUACACGAACGGCGUGUGUGAUCAAAUCAACCCCGCCGAGUUCACUUAUAAAAUGAGUAAAAAAGAAGUUGAGGACUUUGUGAAAUUGAGGAUUUCAAAUAGUUAUCUCUUCUCUGGAAGAAAAAAUAGCUCAAAGUGGGCGUGGAGAGCUAUCCUGAAACAUAUGGGGUUACAUUUCAAGAUGACCCAUCGUCAAGCAUCAAAAAAAUGGGAUAACAUGAAGAAAAAAUAUAAGGAGUUGAAGUAUCCUCCAGAGGGUGUGAAAGUAUUUCCUGAAGUAUGGCCUUACUUUUCCCUGAUGGACGACGCCAUGGAGGAUCGGCUGCAGGGCAUGGCUCCCAUCCUCGAGGCUCUUCCCCACAGUAGCAACAAUAGUGACUUCUUACCUGCUUUGGUGCCCAAAAAGAGAAGGGUCUUAAGUGUGGAGGGCUCUUCUGUUACAUAUUUAGUUGCUAGUGAGCCAGAGAUUGAGGUUUCGCUAAACGGAAAUGAGGACGGGGAGGAUGAGGAGGAUGAGACGGUGCUGGAAAGAUGUGAGGAGGUAAACCGUGUCAUACCAAAGGUGGAGACGGGGAGUGAGCAGCAGAUGACUAAAAGGGAGCAGAUGCUGGAUCAAAAAGAGAUGGUGGUGCUGGACAGAGAGAUCAGCACUCUGGACCGAGAACGUGCUUUGCUGGAGAGGGAACAUGCCGUGAUGGAGAGGGAGAGGGCGGUGAUGGAGAGAGAAAAGGCGGUGCUGGAGAGGGAGAAGUCGAUGAUCGAAAAGGACAGAGAGGCUUUGCACAGGGAGCGCCUGGCUCUGGACAAAGAAAAAGCGAGAUGGGAGAGAGUGUCUGCGCAAAACGAAAGGACUGAGACGACCACAGAAAAAGACGGCAAUGUGAUGGACUCAGAUGCUGCAGACAGAAAAGAGAGAUUUCUUUAUUUGUUUGAAAAACUUGUAGAAAACUUUUAAUGAAAGUGGCACAACUCCAGUUUACUUAACCUUUACACUUGGUCAAAAAUGUAUUUUAAAAUAUAUAUUUAUAAUUAGCUUUUAAAUUCUUAUCCAAAUACAGAAAUCAAACCCCCAAAAGUUCUCAAUAAAAACAUUGAGCCUUCUCUAGAUUGGAGAGGUCUUCAGGACUUUAUUUACUUUUAUUCCAUUCAGAUUACACAAAGCAAGCUCAGCAUUAUUCUUAACCCCAUCCACAACCAAAAACAACCUCCUGUCCCAAAUCAAACGGUAGUUUUUAAUUUAUCAGCACUAGACUUUUUGGUGUUGGCU